AUGUCGCUUGAUGACCCCCCAGCCUUCCGCUCCGUGAACGCCUCCCUCGAACACCCCGACUUGGCGCAUGAACUCAGAGCAGCUGUUGAAGGCACGACACUCUCCACACAGGCAGACACCCCAAGCCUCCUCGCCCUCUUGACCAAACUCACUGACGGCUCGUGCGCUGCCAAGCUUGGCCAGGUCAAAGCCGACGACGCGUGUGCCUCCUGCCGCCGGACGAGUGUCGACUGCCGUGCUGCCGUCGUUGUCACAGACACGGGCAUCACCGUCGUCACCGACUGCAUCCAGUGCAUCGCCACCAGCCAGCCAUGCGACCUACGCCUCAUGGACGUACCAGCACAGCCGUCAUCCUCGACCGAAGUGGUUCUCGGUACGCCUCGCAUCACGCCCGACAGGGACACGACCACGCUCGAGGACGAUGAUGCGGACAUGUCGGAAUGUGCAGGCUCUGUCACGAGCGAAACACCGCGCACUGUCACGAUCAAGAUUGAGACUGUGUCUACACCUCAGGACAAGCAUACUGGCAGUGAGGAAGCAAGCCCGAACAUCAAGAGCCCAAUCGUCAAGAGCCCGAGCAACGAGAGCCUGAGCAACUACAAUACGCCUGCAGAUACGACGACGGUCACUUGUCGUCCACUUUCACCUGUACGCAACACUCCCGCCGCUCUUACAACUGUGGCUGCUGGAGCCGCUGCGGUCGACACUGGGGCGGCAGGAGCCGGCACCGAGGCGCAUCAAGUGAGAACAUCGCUCAUCACCUCGUGGCGCUUCAACGUGGCAUUCUAUGGCCGCAUGGCCGUCCGCUAUCACGACAAGGAGUGGGCCAAGCGCGCCGAGGCGUGGCACUGGGACUUUGUGGUGCCGGCGACAAAGGUGAGGGUCGACGUCAGCUGUGCACGCAUCACGAGAGCUGACUCUCGGGCCCAGGGCAAGGAAGUGGGACGUGCAGCGCGCGAGAAGCGGAAGAGGACUCGUAAGCUCGUCGGGCUCAAGUGGCGGGGACUGAAGCAGGGUGGAUGCAUGUGA
Apiotrichum porosum is the source of this 1029-nucleotide messenger RNA. RefSeq lists its product as uncharacterized. Lineage: Eukaryota; Fungi; Basidiomycota; Tremellomycetes; Trichosporonales; Trichosporonaceae. Bases 1 to 1029 code for a protein of 342 amino acids. The transcript is spliced from 4 exons. The record is from RefSeq and is a predicted model, not a curated record.